Aspergillus candidus is the source of this 1560-nucleotide messenger RNA. RefSeq lists its product as uncharacterized. The transcript is spliced from 4 exons. The record is from RefSeq and is a predicted model, not a curated record. The coding region runs from base 66 to 1322 and encodes 418 amino acids. NCBI's taxonomy places the organism in Eukaryota, Fungi, Ascomycota, Eurotiomycetes, Eurotiales, Aspergillaceae. Gene Ontology annotation, biological process: late endosome to vacuole transport via multivesicular body sorting pathway. Gene Ontology annotation, cellular component: multivesicular body.
CGUCGAGCGACAAAGCAAGCUCCUGCAUCUCCCAAAAACCAUAUUGACCCCCAGCGAAUUAGACCAUGGCGAGCAUUGUUCCUGCUAGUUUGAAAUCGGCAGACAUUGGGCGCUAUGCCUUGAGGGCGGCGCAACUUGAAAGCGCCAGACCAGUCAUUGCCUAUUGGUGCAAUUUCUAUAUCGUCAACCAAAUUAUCGAGAAAGGCCUCCACUCGAUCGACGACGAAGUCAAGCUUUACACGACGAAUCUGGUGGACAAGCUGGAACAGUUCAAAAAUGACAACCAAGAUAAUGAUGCGGUGAUGGAUGCAGUGGCCGCAAGUGCCUACGUGGAACAAUUUGCGACAGAAAUCUUUGGUCGCGCGGAGGCUGCUAUGCGAGCCAACAAAGUCACCAAACAAACAGCAGAUACAUUCCAGGCAGCGGCGACGUUUUUCGAGCUAUGUCAGAUCUGGAACCCCCCGGAACCUGAAGUCUCCGCCAAGACCAAGUUCGCCAAAUAUCAUGCGCUGAGGAUUGCAAAGGCGAUCAAAGCUGGAGAAGACCCCAACGCAACAAACCCGGUUAUCGAUGUGCCAGAGAACGCAGAUGACGACCUGGAGAACAGGCAGGAUGACCCAGAGGUGCGCGCGAUCAUGGAUCCGCAAUCGCAGGAAACAGAAUCACAACAGCCAAAGGUUGAAGAGACCCCCGACGAACCCGCGCAGGCUCCGCGGUCACCCCCAACUCUUCCACACGCGCCGGUCACCUCCGUGGGCGCCCAAUAUUCCCCGGAUGACCGGGAGCCGACCACGCCCGGUGGAUUGAACGUCGGUGGCACCGGAAGCGGUGAUCCUUUAGAACUCCCCUCCGCACCGACAUUUGCGGCUGCGUCCGGGCCUGGACUUAGCCUUCCAGAUACACCUUCUGAUAUCGGCUCGUCCGGCGUCGCAAAGGCGCCAGAUGCAUUCCAAUCUUUCCCUUCGCCGCCCCCAAUCCCUCCCGCGAACCCGGCCGCUCCCCACGAUCCAAGCUCUUUCUACUCCCAACCCAGUGGCCCCAGUGGCCCCAGCGUCACCCAACCCCCUACCUUUACUCAGCCACCGGCGGGGAACGUCCCCAUCGUAUCCCGCCCCGUCCACCAAUCCAUUCCCAUAUCUACUCCGCCAGCGGCAUCGGCAGGGAUGGCUUCGGGCCCCGGCAGUUCGCAGACAGUGGACGACCACGCCAUCUCUUUGGCGCAGAAACACGCGCGCUGGGCGGUGUCGGCGCUGACGUUUGACGAUGUGGACACAGCGAUCAAGGAACUGAGGAACUCUCUGAAGCAACUUGGGGCGGAAUGAGGCAACCUCAAUGAUACAAUUAAGUGCUGCCAUGGGGUUACGAUAUGCAUACACAGGGUGGGGACUAUUCUGCCGAUCCUUGCGGAUAGGGCUAGCCAAUCUGUCGUUCUGCUACUAUAACGAUGACAACGAACUACAUAUCUAAUCACGAUUCCCACAUAGUAUCUCUUAUAUAGCCUGUCUUUCUUCCUUGCGAGUUGUCUGAUUACAAUAUGUCUUUUAUAGUCUUUAUUUGAAC